This is a messenger RNA of Dendroctonus ponderosae (mountain pine beetle), 1545 nucleotides long. RefSeq names its product methionine aminopeptidase 1D, mitochondrial. Gene Ontology annotation, biological process: proteolysis. The record is from RefSeq and is a predicted model, not a curated record. Lineage: Eukaryota; Metazoa; Arthropoda; Insecta; Coleoptera; Curculionidae. Gene Ontology annotation, molecular function: metalloaminopeptidase activity. The transcript has 5 exons. Bases 183 to 1100 code for a protein of 305 amino acids.
AAUUACCUAACCUAGAGGAUCAGAUGUCAGUUGGCUCUGUUUAUUUUGGUUUUGGUACUUUAAUGGAAUUUCGUCUCAUGAAUGAAUUGAGUAUGAAUCAAGAAAUUAUUCACUUCACCAUGUCUUAGAUGGACGGCAUUGAAUUCUCUACUAAAUAAAUCAAAAAGAUAUCCGAACAAACCAUGCGAUUCAACAACUUUGUCAGGCAAUUAUUCUUCUCCAAAAAAAGCAAACCAAACUUUGGGAAGUAUGCCAUUGUUCAGCCAGGAAAAGUGUCUGCAAGGAAAACUGUUCCUGAGCACAUCGCAAAGCCCAGUUACUACAAAACUGGGCAACCGCUCGAAAACAUACUGCAUGUCGAGGUGAAAAAUGAGGAACAAAUUGGGAAAAUGCGAAAAUCUUGCACUCUAGCGGCAACUAUUCUAGAACGAACAGGGGAAUGUAUCAAAGUGGGACAAACCACGGAUGAGAUUGAUGCAAUAGUUCACAAUUUGUGUAUAAAAGCUGGCGCUUACCCUUCACCAUUAAACUACCGCAACUUUCCAAAGUCGGUGUGCACUUCAGUGAAUAACGUGGCCUGCCAUGGUAUUCCUGAUGAUAGACCUUUGGAGGACGGCGAUAUAAUCAAUGUGGACAUUACUGUUUUCCUCAAUGGUUAUCACGGCGACUGUUCGAAGACUUUCCUGGUUGGAGAUGUAGAUGAAGAAGGCAGAAGAUUGGUAGCAGCCGCAGAAGCAUGCUUGCAAGAUGCAGUCAGCCUCUGUAAGCCGGGAAAGCCUUUUCGGGACAUUGGCGGUAUUAUUGAAGAAACUGCGGCAGCAUUCAGCUUUAAAGUGAUUCCGGCUUUUUUGGGCCACGGAAUUGGGCAUUACUUCCACGGACCACCUGAAAUAUUCCAUUUCCGAAACGAUUAUCCGGGGAAGAUGGAAGCUGGCAUGACAUUUACCAUUGAGCCGAUCUUAACACAGGGCGAAGAGCUGAUAGAUAUUCUAGAAGAUGAUUGGACUGCGACUACAGCGGAUAACGCUCGUACCGCCCAAUGCGAACACACGGUCUUAAUUACGCGCUCUGGGGUGGAAAUCUUGACGCUCCCCUGUUAGUCGGGUACAUAAGCGAAAAUAAAAGGCAAACUUGUUUGUAAAUAUUUUCAUUUUUUAUAUAAAUGGCAUGUACUAUGUACAGUAAUAAAAAUUUGUGUACAUACUGACCCACCCUGUAAAAUUAUUUGUACACCUUUCAGUGGGUCUAGAUGCGAAAAUAACCAAAUCCUUCAUUCCUCAUUUUCUAUAUAACAUCAAAUAUUGACGACACUUUCUGGGUAUAAAAUGGAAUGUUUUAUACUUUCAAGAGGGCUUAAUUAUUGCAUCGCUUUGGUUAUUUUCCCACUUUUGCGGCUGAUUUACAAGUUGCACUAUGCAUACCUUUACAAACUCUAAUAGAAAAAUAUACCUAUAUUAUAUAAUAAAUUUUUAUUUCCUUUUGAAUUGCCGCUGGUUUUACGAAAGUAUGAAUAUACAACUAGGGAAGCACGCUCCAUUUAAACAA